Molecule: messenger RNA, 2463 nt
Organism: Zootoca vivipara (common lizard)
Lineage: Eukaryota; Metazoa; Chordata; Lepidosauria; Squamata; Lacertidae
Gene: RHBDD3
Product: rhomboid domain containing 3
Cellular component (GO): membrane
Molecular function (GO): protein binding; serine-type endopeptidase activity
Source: RefSeq, a predicted model, not a curated record
GAGUGUUCCCCAGUUUUCUCCAAGCAAUGUUCUUGCCCAGUGGGAAAGAACUGCAAACAGCAGAGAUUGAGGGUGAGAGGCUGCAAAUCAAAAAGGAAGGAAGGAAGGAUCUGGCUGCCUUCAUCCCCGUCGUGAGAUGCUGGGCCGGUGGAUGUUGUAAAAAAUUUUGGAUCAGCUCAGGCAUGCGAGCUUUUCUCCCAGAAAUUCUCUCCUGCACAAUCGUGAAAGGGGCAUGCUGAUGAAGAGCCUUUGGAGCAGGCCAUGGGGGUUAUGGCGCCCCCCAGUUGCAUCGUUCACCCUCAUGGUGCUUCUCUGCCUAUUCUGGUUGGCGGGCAUAGACGAAAGCUUGGCGUUAUCGCCCAACCUCCUGCUCACCAGCCCUUUCCAAGCGUAUCGCCUCGUGACCUACUGCCUGUGCCUCACGGAUUCUCCUUUGUUCUUCCUCAACCUGCUCCUCUUUCCACUGCUGAGUUGGCACCAGGAGCGAUGCCAGGGCACUCUGCGCUACCUCCACUCUUCGGCACUUGGCGCUUUCGCCUCGGCCCUCCUCUACCUCCUCCUAGCUUGGCUGCAGGGUGCUCAGGCCGGCUCUGCUGUUGGGGGCUACACCCCCGUGCACCUGGCCUUGCUUGGGUGGCCCCAAGGGCAUCAGAGACAGGGGGGUCCCCGGAGGUGGGCUUCCCCUCCUCUGCUGGCUGUGCUGCUGCUGGGUCUGAGCUGGAUUCUCUCCCCCAGCUCUCCUUUCCUCCUGCAUCUGAGCGGGCUGCUCACGGGCCUGGCCUUCUGGGCUGGGGUCUUCUCCCCGCUGGAAUUAUCAGAGAGACGCCUGGAAAAGCUGCACAGCGGAAUCAUCUUUAAGACCCUCCCGGGAAGAGGCUCUUUCCUCCACUUUGUCCUGUCCCCGGCAGGACCUGCUGAAAUCCUCCCCACCGCCGACCCAGCCGCCGGGAGAGACAGGAUUCCUCGUUCUCCGGAGUCGCCAACCCAAGCGUUUCCCCCAGCAGAUUUCCCUACGCAGCCUCUCUUUCUCGCUUCGCCACCUGCCUCUUACUGGAGUGGAGAAACUGCAGCUCUGGAGCAGGAACUCAGUCAGUCAGUUGCUGCUGGUUCCCUGCCUCCCUUCCCCGCCCACCACGGGGCUUUGAGUGCUCCUUUCUCGGCCCUCCAAAGAUCCCUGAUGGAUGAAGAGCUGCUCCGAGCCGGGAUCCAGGCUUCUCUGCAGGAUAUGGCGGAGGAAGAGGUGAAACUUUCCAAAUCUUCGGUUUCUUCUCUCCGGCUCCAGCAGCUCCAGAAAAUGGGCUUCCCAACCGAGCAGGCAGUUGUGGCGCUGGCAGCCACGAGCCACGUGGAGGGUGCCGUCUCACUGCUGAUCGGAGGCCACAUCGGAGACCAAGCUGUGGUGACGGCAGAGAGAUGCUCCGCUCAACGCUAGCGACCUCCGGGCACCAGCUAGUGAGUGGACAGAGGUUGGCAAGCCAGCCCGAACGGUGCCAGCGUCCGGGCAGAAAACCAGCCACGGCUGGUGGAGUUGAGCGGGGAUUCGCUGUGGACUCAACUGGGAAGGAAGGAAAGCGGAAGGUGGGCGAGACCCACCAUUGAAGCCAAGGCCACCCUGUUGCUAUGGGGCAGCUUCCAUACAGCCCAGCCAGGCUGGUGCGUCAAGAGGGCAAGAGUGGAAGACAAUGCACAUAUAUCAAGGGCUGCAAGACGCUUGGGAAAUCCUCCAGAAGAGACCCAGUGGCUUCUUCCAUCUGGGGAUUCUUGGAAUAACAAAACCAGAGGUUUCUCCUGAUUGCAGUCGUUUUCCCAUGUGUUCCAUGGGUGUUUGUGGAAACCAUCUCCCGAGACGUGUCAGGAGGUGGUGGGGACACGGGCAAAAGCCGCCCCCAGUGGCCAAUCCGUCUGGGCUGCCACACAUUAGGCAUUGUUCGUGAGAAAGGGAGCCCUCUCCAUGCCUACGAGCUCCGCCACUCACCCGGGAGAUGUAGCAAGGAUCUCAGUUCCGGGGUUCGGAGUUUGACCAAAAACAUCCAGAGCUCAAAUCUGGGCCUUUUCCAUGCAUCCACUUUGAAGUGAGGGGCAGGGUGUUCUCACCCCCACGCAGAACAGAGUCCCGUCCACACUGUAUGUUUAAAGCACUCUUAAAAACAUUCAAAGGAAUAACAGAUGACACUGAAUUCUGCAUUGCAAGGGGGGCGGGCUGGAUGACCCGUUGGGGCCCUUCCAAUUCUGUGAUUCUAUAACAGUUCCCAGGAUUCAUGUGUUGGGGGUGGGAGCCACAACUUCCCCCAAAUAAUCCUAGGAACUGUUGUCCGUCAAGGUGUUCCCAGUGCUUUUUUUCUGGGGGGGAUGCAGGGGGACGCAUACCCCUAAACAUUUUGUGAAUCUUUGUACUUUUGUCCAUUUACUGUAUUUAUUUUCCCCAGUUGGAACUAUAAAAUGGUGAUUUUUCUGGAGUCAAAA